Messenger RNA from Eubalaena glacialis (North Atlantic right whale), 538 nucleotides. RefSeq names its product large ribosomal subunit protein eL14-like. The record is from RefSeq and is a predicted model, not a curated record. The coding region runs from base 21 to 521 and encodes 166 amino acids. Lineage: Eukaryota; Metazoa; Chordata; Mammalia; Artiodactyla; Balaenidae. The transcript has a single exon. Gene Ontology annotation, biological process: translation; ribosomal large subunit biogenesis. Gene Ontology annotation, cellular component: cytosolic large ribosomal subunit; ribosome. Gene Ontology annotation, molecular function: structural constituent of ribosome; RNA binding.
UUUCGCCGAACGCCGCCAAUAUGGUGUUCAGGCGCUUCGUGGAGGUUGGCCAGGUGGCCUACGUCUCCUUUGGGCCUCAUGCCGGGAGGCUGGUCUCAAUUGUAGAUGUUAUUGAUCAGAACAGGGCUUUGGUGGAUGGACCUUGCACUCAAGUAAGGAGACAGGCUAUGCCUUUCAAAUGCAUGCAGCUCACUGACUUCAUCCUCAAGUUCCCACACAGUGCCCGCCAGAAGUAUGUCCGAGAAGCCUGGGAGAAGGCAGAUAUCAACGCAAAGUGGGCAGCCACAAGGUGGGCCAAGAAGAUUGAAGCCAGAGAAAAGAAAGCCAAGAUGACAGAUUUUGAUCGUUAUAAAGUCAUGAAGGCAAGGAAAAUGAGGAACAGACUAAUCAAGCUUGAAGUUAAGAAACUUCAAAAGGCAGCUCUCCUGAAGGCUUCUCCUAAGAAAGCACUUGCUGCUAAGGAGGCAGCUACGGCAGCUGCUGCAAAGGUUCCAGCAAAAAAAGAUGACUGCUACGGGUAGGAAGGCUCCAGCCCAGA